Messenger RNA from Oppiella nova, 1095 nucleotides. The record is from the annotation of a GenBank genome assembly. NCBI's taxonomy places the organism in Eukaryota, Metazoa, Arthropoda, Arachnida, Sarcoptiformes, Oppiidae.
CAACAACAAUACAUUGAAUGAAUGCAUUGAAUGAGUGAAUGAGUAGUGAAUGCAUACAUAAUAGAGUGAAACACUGACUGAGUGUAUGAGUGAACGUGUGUUUCGUGUCUAUCGUGUGAUUCGUCUCUAAUUAUGUCUCUCUUAUAACAGACUAACCAUUAAUUGUGUCGUCGAUUACACCACAAGUCCUCAUGAAAUAUGAGUUUAGAUACUCUUCUGGAGGCCGCAGAGUAUUUGGAUCACAUCCAGAGCACAGAUUCAAGUGAUGAUCAAAGACGUGAUUAUAUGGCGAGUGAUAGCGUGGAUGAGGGAGACGUAUGUGUGGCCAACACGUAUCACCUGAAAGUGGAUCCCAAUGUGCCCAUCAGUGUCCAGUUCCACACAUACACGUCAUGUGCGGCCGCAGUGGAGCCCAUGUCUGGGAUGGUGUCCAACACAUCCAUCACAUCCAAUAACAGUACAAAACUCAAUGCUCACCAAAACGUCGGACAUCUGCUGAUGAAUGAGAUGAACAUCGGUUCGACUAUAAGGUCAUCAAUGAAUGCCAACAACUUCGUGGUGAACAGCAAUGGCGUCAACAUUAGCCACAAGAACAGAGACCACUCGUCGUACUCUCGGCACCGGGAGAUGCAUAAGACGCUGGAGAAGAACCGAAGGGCACAUCUGAGACACUGCUUCGAAGUACUCAAAGACGAACUGCCGGUGAAUGAGUACAACGAGAAGAAGAGUUCGCACAUCAAUAUAAUCAGUUGUGCCAUCCGUUACAUCCAACACCUCAAGAGGACUGAGUCUGAGCUGCACCACCAGACACAACGACUGGUUCGCACCAAAAUGCGGUUCCAGAACCAAAUCGCACAACUCAGGGAUGACCUCAAAGAGGCCGUCAUCGAUGGCACCGCCAGCAUCGGUAGGCCAGACAGGGCUCACUCUCUCAGCAAUCUGUACGACAACUCACACGACAAUUGUCUUCAGUUCGAACAAAGCGAUGAAGAAGUGAUCAUAGAUUUGGAAACCGGCGAAGAAUGCUAUGACGACGAGACCACUACCACCGCCUCAGGUCUGUCACUAGUGCGCGGAUGACAUGCGAGAGACGGG